AUGCGCCACAUCUUUUUGUUAGUAGUUUGCAUUAGAUUUGUUUCAAGUUCCGAAAUAGGGAAAAUCAAUAAUCAACUACAGGAAAGACUGGUAUACGCAGACAAUUUGGUUGCGACAAACGUUUUAGAGUCCAAAUUCCCAUUUUUAAAAUCUACAUGUGUCAAAGAUGCGCUAAAAAGGUAUUUACCACAAUGCAUGGCAAACGGAUUUGAGUCCAUUGAUACAGAAACUAGAGUAGAAACGGCCAUAAAACUUUCCAUAUGCGAGUUUCAGGCAUCUGGCCUUGGUGAAGUGCCUGCCAAUUGCAUGGUCGGCAAUCUAGAUUCAAUGAUGGAUUGUAUGUUCGAACUGGAAUCAUCUUCACAGUGGUGGACGACCUAUAGUGGAAAUUACCAGCGGCUGUCAAGUAUCUGUUACGAAAACGUUCUUCCGUUUGAAAAGGAACAAAUCUUAAAAUUGUUUUUGAAUAUCACUGAACUAUAUGACUCAUUCGGAGAUGAUAUCAAUACUAAAUUACAUGAUUUGAUGUUUCAAAUGGAGCGAGAAUCUGAAAAUCAUUUAAACGAUUUGGCUACGAUGUUCCAUGAUUAUGACAGUGAACUGCGAAAUAUGACAGACAACAAUCGAAUAAUCCUAGAAAAUGACCUCCAUCUUUUUAGAAACAAAGUCAGUGAUAUCUUUUAUGAUACUUCAGAACAAUUAGAAGUUCAAAUUACAGAAAAAAACGACCAGCUGUUGAAUGAAGUUAGUACUAUCCAUCAUAUCAUGAGCGAUCUAGUAGAUGAGCUGAAUAAAAACGAUAUCAAACUGAAGAUUAACGAUUUGAAAGACGAAAAUAUAAAUAAUUUACAAGACCUGGUGGAAAUGUCACACGAUAUGAGACAAUACUAUUCUAGAAAUAACGAGCUGGUUAAUACUGAGUUAGAGAAUUUUUUGAUGGGUUUAAAGACGCAAUUGGGCGGCAUGUCGAGAGAUCUUUCUGAAUCACAAAUGGAAGCUAUAGACCUAUUGCAAGGAUUUAACUCCAUCCUUCAUGAUUCAUUGUUACCUUCCAUGACGAACGAAAUAGUACCCGAGAUGAUAAACUUUAAAAACAGUGUACUGCAAGAAUGGACAGUAAUAACGUCUACGCUGAACGAAGAUUUUGCCCUUUGGAAUGACGAAAUCUUCGGCACUUUCAAUGAAAUAUCGGAAAAGCUAAAUGGAACAAAAGAGAAAUUGGAUGAUAUUGAUGUCAGGAUCUCGCAUAUUCAUAAGAAUAUUAUAGCACUAAUGAAGAUCUUUGAUGUAGUAUGGAAAGCUGGGAGAACAGCUAUGAAGUACGGAUGCGCUUCGCUUAAAAACAAAUACAGCUGGUUAGUGUGCUGUGCCGUUUGGAGUUGGUCAAGAUAUUCCGUAUCAUGGACUAACAUCAAGAAGUUCCCCCCCAAGCGUUUAUACCAAUGGGGGGCCGUGCUCCUAUCGAUUUACCUAGGAGCCAGGACCGGAUCAUUAAUAAGUUUUUGA
This is a messenger RNA of Saccharomyces eubayanus, 1506 nucleotides long. It is a transcript of the gene KAR5, whose product is annotated as Kar5p. NCBI's taxonomy places the organism in Eukaryota, Fungi, Ascomycota, Saccharomycetes, Saccharomycetales, Saccharomycetaceae. Gene Ontology annotation, biological process: karyogamy involved in conjugation with cellular fusion; nuclear membrane fusion involved in karyogamy. The transcript has a single exon. Gene Ontology annotation, cellular component: endoplasmic reticulum membrane. The coding region runs from base 1 to 1506 and encodes 501 amino acids. The record is from RefSeq and is a predicted model, not a curated record.